This is a messenger RNA of Bursaphelenchus okinawaensis, 10833 nucleotides long. NCBI's taxonomy places the organism in Eukaryota, Metazoa, Nematoda, Chromadorea, Rhabditida, Aphelenchoididae. The record is from the annotation of a GenBank genome assembly.
AUGGUGUCGUUCACAAAGCAGCUUGGGCUGCUCUUGUGGAAAGCGUAUGUGAUAAGGAAGAAGAAAAAGGUAACGGUUUGCCAAAGUCUUAUGUUUGUAGAUCUUUCUGCCGGUAUUUAAUAUGAAAGUUAUUUAAGUUAAAAAUAAUAACAAUAGGUUAAAAGUGUCAAAAAAUAUUUUUUAAAAUAUUUGGUUUUAGAUUUUGCUAGCUGUUGAAGUUUUGGUACCUUUACUGUUGUUUCUCUUAAUUGUACUGAUUAGAACCCGAAAUUUCACUACAAUAUAUCCUCACUGUGAGUUUAUUUUAAAUUACUCCAUAACAAUGCAAUUGAAACUUUAUAACAAUUGACUACUAGUCUUUUUUGUACUUUAUUGUAUAUUUUCUAGGCCAUUAUGACGCACGGGCCUUACCGUCAGCCGGGUUGCUGCCAUUUAUACACGGGUUCUUAUGCUCUUUUUCUAAUAAAUGUUACAACCGGACCACAACUGAUGAUGAGUUUGCCGAUAUUCAGGAUGAGAACCGGGAAUCUAUGUAAGUCUGUUUAUAAAUAUUGAUUUUUAUAUUGUAAUUGAAAUUUAUUAUUCUUAUUUAUAUGUUUGGAACAGAAAAACUUUAAAAAAAGCAAAUGAAUCUAAUAUUGAAAGCUUGGUUAAGUGCGUAGAAUUCUACAGAGAACACUUUCAGACUGAUCAAGUUAGCGCACGAUGUGGCACUGAUACUGUCAGAACUGGGUAAUACUCCUAGUACAGUCUCGGAGGCCAUAAAGAUGGCAGCCAUGUAUAUUCAUCAUUACGCCCAUCCUGACGACGGGUUCAACGAAGCUCGGAUACCUUUUUCUGUUUUAUUUCGUUCAUCUGACGACAUGACGGCUUUGUUCAGUGCCCUUGGCUAUAAAGAAGUUGAUAAUGACAAGUUUCGCAACUUAUAUCUGUCAUCGCAAUGGCCACUUUGUGCUUUGAUCAUGGUAAGGAUAACGUGUUGUAUUUAACAAAUUAGCAGUUCAAUGUUAUUUAUAUAUGAUUUAUAACUGAGAGGUACAGUGUUCGUAUACUGUAAGAUAUAGUAACCACGUGUACGUAUCUACCUUGUUUGUAGCGUUCGAAGGGAAACCCGAUUCAUUUGCUUUGUGAAGAAGACUUCCUGGACAUGUGCUUUGACUGGAGUAUGGUAGCAGAGCCUAGGCCAAGUCUGUGUCUAAAUGCAUUUAUACUGUUAGGUAUGGAUCUACAGCGUUACGUGGACCCAGAUGGUCUCCUGUUGAGGAUACUUAGCGUGAGUUUAAGUUCGGUGGUAUAUUCAUAGUAUGACAACUCUAAUUAGCGUUUUACAAUCUAAACUUGUGUAUGUUAUUUAUGGUUUUUUAGUACUCGGUCGCCGAUCAAUCAGAACUACAACGCCUGAAUGCCAGUUCUCUGAAGACUUCUACUGUCAAUUCAAAACUGAAAGAAAUAGGGAAGGAGCUGGACUUUAUUGACUUUUCUUUGGACAAGAUCUUUUGUGGAAACUUCAGUGGUACGACAUUUGUAUACCGUUCCAAUUAGUUAUAAAAGUUUAGAAAUGUUUUAUUUGUUAUUAGAAGGUUAAUAUUGAAUAAUGUUGUCAUAUAUUAUCACAGUGAUGUAAUACAGACUGUUUCAGAGUCGGCUGGGCUAGAUUCUCCUGACGAAAAAGUAAACUCAGGUGCCUUUUCGGAUAUCUUCAGAGAUGUCUACAGUUUCAUCAGAAGAGCUAAUCCGGCUGCUCACGGUGGUAACUCGACAUUCUGUGAUAACAUCAUAGUCAACGAUUGUAAGUGUACCGUAUGUGGAUUAUAGUCUUUUAGUACCUCACUGUAGCAAUCAGUUCAUGAACCUGAAGCUUGUGAAACCUGUCGUGCAUGGCUACAUUCUGGUAUCUCCAGACACCCCAUUGGUGAGGCAGGUAGUGGGGGAGUUGGAAGACAAGUUCAAGGAGUGGAAUUACUGGAAAGACCUACUACACGACUUUGAAAUGACAGCAGAAGAUUUACAGACAGCUUUGAAUGAGUCAGAUCUACCAUUGGCUGCCGAGGUAGGGGUACUGUAGAUUGUUGUAUAAUGUUUUUUAAGAUUGAUUUAUUUUUUUGUUACGUUAGGUUUUCAGUGUAUUUUAGUUAUAAUUUCGUGAUAUUCGAAGAAUAGGUGUUAUAUAAUGGUUGUGCAUACGAUAUUAUACUAGUUUAUCUUUUAAUAUGUUCGUUUAUAGCACAUUGCAGAAGUCUUGGAUUGGGAUGAGAAAACUAAAACCUUGGUAAUGGAUCUUUUGGGGAACAGUAGUAACCCUAAUGGUCUUUUUAUCAUAAUGAAGAAUAUGGUAGCGAGCAUCAACAAUAACACUGACGUAAGUUACAAAGAUCUUCAGAGUUGUAUAUCUGCUGUUAAACAUUUUGAACUUAAGUUAUGUUAAGGUAAAAUUAACUCUAAACGAAUAACACUGUACUUUAAGUACGUCAUAUUAAAUUAAAAUGACAUUUCAGUGCCUUCGUAUGGAUAGGAUAAGAUACGUUGCGGACGAGAGUGAGAUGGAGAGGAUAGCGUAUUGUUUGACUGAAGAAUCUCACUAUAUGGCUGGUAUUGUAUUCGAGGACUUUGACAACCAGACCACCAAGAUACCGGACGUAGUAAAGUACAAGAUACGAUACGAGCAUUCUCUGGUAGACAGCACGAAGCGCUAUAGAGACGUAAUCAGUAUGAAAUCCAGAGAUCGACCACUCUUCGAUGUCAGGUAUGUGACAUUUGGCUACGCGUUUAUGCAAGACAUCCUGGAGCGAUCUCUGAUCAAGUAUGCUACUAAUGUUACAGUAGAACACGGGCUGAGGAUGCAACAAGAGCCUUUUCCAUGUGUACUGUUGGAUACGUAGGUCUUAUACAUAUGUUGUAUUUAGUUCCGGACGGGUAAUAUUGGUCUGAGCAUGAUGUACUAUAAUAUAAGUCAUGACUACUGUCUACUAUUCUAUAAAUAUACUGUAACAAAUGGUAAUGUGAAAUUAUAUUUUGAUGUUUUGAUUUCAGUUUUGAUGUGACCAUGUUCCUGUCACUAUUCAUAAUUUUGUUGUGGAUGACACCAGCUUGUUUCCUGGUCAAGAACAUUGUCCAUGAGAAGGAGAUGCGCUUGAAGGAGAUGAUGAGGAUCAUGGGGAUGGGUGAUGUUAUCCAUUGGAUGGUGUGGGCACUGCAGACACUUCUGAUGAAUACCGUAGCCAUUGUCUUGAUUGUUGUCAUGUUGAAGGUAUGGUUUACUAUUUUUGACUAUCGUAUUUGUGACUAUUUUAUACUUACAAAAUGAUAAAUAUUAGGUCUAAUUAUUGAUUUUAAGACGUGUUAAAAGUAUAUUAUUUUAGUAUGGUGGUAUCAUGAAGCACGCGUCGGUGGGGCUGAUGUUCUUGACCAUGUUUCCUUUCGCUACAGCAUGUGCCGCCCAAUGUGUAUUCAUCUCGACAUUCUUUUCACGGGCCAACUUGGCUACACCGUGCACAGCGUUAAUGUUCUUCGUCUUCUACAUACCGUUCUUUUUGUCGUUCAACACUGGCGACUUGACUUUUCUCAUCUUUACAGUAAGUUUUCUUUGUUAUACGGUAUUAGUAACUUGUUUCCAAAUAAUUAUAAUUCAUUUUGAUCACAAUAAUCAAGAUCGUGAUCACUAUCGGGUAGAUAUUGGUUUUGAAUCUACAGAACCUUGUUAUGAAUUCUUAUACCUUGCCUUUGUUUCAGUUGUUAUUACCUCAAAGUGCGAUUGGCUAUGCUUUUAUAAUAUUGGCAACGGCCAAUCUGGAAACUGACGCAGCUUUUCAUCGUGUCAUCUACAUGAAGUUCUUUGGUGGGUUUAUUUGCAACUUCAGUCUCUUAAUCUUACUUUCUAUUUAAUAUUUGAAAUACGAUUUCAGGAACUGAAAUACAGUACUUCCAUGUCCUCAUCGCUCUGGCAGUUGAUACCAUCAUGUAUUCUGUAGCUGCAUGGUAUAUUAGUGCCGUCUUUCCUGGAGAUUAUGGUAUUGCCCAGCCCUUCUACUUCUUCUUGACCAAACGCUACUGGUUUGGGGUUGGAGAAGGUACCCACAAGAUAUCAGAUGAAGAUGACGAAAUUUGUGAAGACGUAGAAGCAGUUGAGGGAAGUGUAGCUAUCCGGAUAUUACACAUGACAAAGGUGUACUCAAACAACACAAAGGCAUUGGACGAUCUUCACGUCAACUUCUACGAGAAUCAGAUUACCGGGUUUCUGGGUCACAAUGGUGCUGGCAAGACUACUACAAUGUCCAUCUUGUGUGGAUUGUAUCCACCGUCUGAGGGAACGGCCAGAGUAUAUCACAUGGACAUACGAACUGACAUGACGGAAAUCAGAAAGACGUUGGGGAUAUGUCCUCAGCACAACAUACUUUUUGAUGAAAUGACGGUAGAAGAACAACUCUACUUCUACGGUUACCUCAAGAACAUCCCAAGGACGGAGUUGGGUGGACAAGUUGAUGUUAUGAUACAGGAUCUUGGACUUACUUCUAGAAGAAAGUUCUUGGUUGAUCAGCUAUCAGGUAGGUCAUCUAUGUGAUGUAUGUAUAAGUAACUUUUAUACAUGAAAGGUAACAGUAAUCACAAGAUGUGAAUUGUAGGUGGUAUGAAGCGGAAGCUGUGUAUUGGAAUAGCGUUGAUGGGUGGCUCCAAACUUGUAAUUCUGGAUGAACCUACGGCCGGAAUUGACGCCCAUGCACGACGAUCGAUAUGGGCGCUUCUGGAGAAACACAAGCCACGCCGUACGAUUCUGUUGUCUACACAUCACAUGGAUGAAGCUCAAAUUCUGUCUGAUCGUAUCGUCAUUGUGUCAGAAGGCAAGCUACGAGCAGCUGGAUCGAUGAACUUCUUGAAAGGACGCUUCUCUGUAGGCUACACACUGAUUAUGGAGUUAAAGUCUACACAUCAUAAUCGACCAGUCGGUAAUACGAAGGCCGAAUUGGGCGAGUUACUUACGAAAGCCCGGAUUCAGGAUUUCAAAUUGAUGGAAGAAAGUAACGCUUUGUUGACAUACCGUAUACCCAUUCAGACUUCACCGACCGAGUUUCAGCGACUAUUCGCGUUACUUUCUGACCGAAAAGAUGAUCUUCACAUUGACAAGUUUGCACUCAAUGGACCUUCACUACAAGACGUAAGUUAACUAAGCGUUUUGAAGCUAUUAAAAUAUUAUUAGCUAUGCCAAUUAUGUACUAUGAUGCUUUUUCUUAAUGUUUUUAAUACUUUAAAGAUUCUCCUUUAAUUUAUAUUUGUAGGUAUUCCUGGCUGCAGCACCUCAAAAGGAUAUUCACUUGAAGAAGGCUUCAGGAUUCAUGGAGAAAGUGAAGCAGAAGUUACUGUACCGCUCCAGAAACUACGUGGUAGAAGCAGAUGAAUCAAAACGAUGUAUGGAGCCAGAAGACCAUGAUCUGAAUCACCCACCGAUGGGCACGAUAUCAUCUACUACCUACCUCCGGUUUCAGCAGUUCACAGCGUUGCUGAAGAAGCGGAUUCAGAUCACGAAGCGAAGUCCUUUUGCUAUUCUAUUUGAGGUAAGUGUUAUGUCACGCUAAUGUAGUUCUUAGCAACAAGUUACAAUGCUAAGUUGCAGUAUCAUUGUCCUUCCUCUUUUAGCUUCUUCUACCACUUAUCGCGUUUUUUGCCGCAGAGAUUUACGUAGUUUACCAAUUUCCAUCUGAAACCCAACGUGUUAUGAACGAGCAACCGCCUAUUCCCAUGGAUUCAGCGUUGUACGGUGAAGAGGUGUCACGCUACAUUGGCGUCUGGAACACCAGUAGCAGCACGACAAAGUACAUCAGUUCCCUUUUGGAAAACCCCGGCCCUGGCCUGGGUUGUGUGAUGCCAUAUCCACUAUAUGGUUACAGAGCGAAAUUGUGAGUUGGACAGUUUUUACAACUUGUGUAGCCGUAUAGAUACUAAAAUAUACAAAGUAUUACAUAAUGUAUUUACAUAUUAUUCCAACAGAGCUUUCUAUACAUUUACAGUAUUGUUGACCGUUUCAGAAACUACCAAAGAUGCUACGAUACAGCUCCAGUCAACAACACUUUGGUAUACCCGAUUACACCCCCACCUUACAGUAUCGCGCUCAACUUUUCGUGUGACAGUACACUCGGAUGGCAAUGUUCUGCAGAGUACCCCGACGAUGUGUUACAGAAGAUUGUGUUCAACACUACUGAGUACGUGUAUAACGUGAUUGAGCGGAACAUAUCUGAGUUCAGAAUGGCUACUUUUGCGAAUACAUCUAUGUCAACAUACGGAAUGUAAGUAAACGUUUGGUAGAGUUAUAAAUAUAGUUUCAAACUGUAGUUACUGGUCAUGGUUAUCUUAAGGAUUAAUAACUUUUAUGCAUGUGUUAUAACUUGGUUCCAGAAUUGGUGGCUACGAGUACGGUCAGCGGAAUCCCAAAGCUCUGACGACGCCUGGAGUGGUACGUGCUCAGCUCUGCAUUAUGGUGUCUUACGAUGCCUUCAAUGUGUCAUUCGACAAGAUAAACUUUACGGUGAAUGAAGUAUUGUCACAGUACGAGUUGCUCACCCACACAGACCCUUUCUUGGUAGAUAACAUUACUUUGGACCGCGCUUUAGUCAGUUUGGUCAGGAAAUUGGACACAGAGGAACUGGUUAAGGUAAAGAUACUAUCUUUCAAAGGACAAUAAUAUUUAGUAUGGUUGUAGAGGUUUUAUUUAUAACAAGGAAGAGAGAUAGCAUGUGAUUUUAAAUUAUGUAGGUAUGGUUCAAUAACAAGGCCUGGACCAGUAUUCCGACUAACAUCAACACUCACUACAACUCUGUUCUUCGGUACCUGAAGAAGACUUUGAAGUUGUCCAACUCUUCUCAGUACGUUGGGAUUCUUAAUGUGAAUCACCCGAUCCCGCAAAGUGCCACAGAUACUUUGGACAAUAACAGUUUUAUGUAAGCUACAAUUUUAAAUCUUAUUGGCUGCAAAGUAUUACAACAAAAUUUUACUGUAAUGUAAUGUAAUUAUUAUUAUUUGAAGAAUAUUUUUAAUUUGUGGUUUAGGCAGAAAGUGGGGAUUACCCGAGUGAUUAUGAUAAUAUUGGUGGUAAGCAUCAUCCUAGCAAGCUUUUCUAUGUUACUGGUAGAAGAGAACGUCACCAAUAGCAAGAAUUUACAACGCAUCUUCGGGGUACCUUCUUGGCUGUACUACUUUACUAAUUCAAUCUACGAUUUUGUAAGUUUUCCAAAUAAAUGGGUUAUUCAUGUUACAGUUGUUAUGUAAAGAAAUCCAUUUUUAAUACUGUAACAGUCAUUGUGUUGUCUUAAAAUGAUGUUUUAGGUCAUCUACCUAUGCUGCGUGAUCAUACUAUUUGCUGGAUUGUGUGCCAUUGGAGUGGAUCUUUUUAUCUUUAAUGGUGAAGCUGUUCUGGUAACGUUCCUGGUCUUCUUUCUAUUUGGGUAAGUUGUGAUUAACAAAAGUCUUAAGUCGAUUAUUCCAGUUUCGGAUCUUUAACACUGUAAAACAUCAAUUGAUAAACCGUUUAUUUACACAUAUAUUACAAGAUCUUUAGCUUAUCGUGCCUGCCCUGGGUGUACGUCUUCCAAUAUGCCUUCAAAAUACCGUCAUUGUCAUUUGGGGUCCAGAGUAUCACUUUCUACCUUAUGGGAGUAGCAUCAGCACUGACUAUAGUAAUAUUGGAGAACAUGCAACUAGAAGAUGAUAUUGCUCUGACGACAGCUCACAACAUCUGUAGCCAGUUAUUCAAAGCCAUACCAUUGUACAAUCUGGGCAUGUCCAUCUUCAGAAUGACCGUGUGUAACAACAUUUUGAUGUUCGCCAAGAGAUACUUGAGUAGGUUUCGUAAUAGAUCACAGAUUGCUUUAUCGACUACGAGUAGUUGAUAUUACAUUUGGCAUUUGAAGUUGUUAUUUUUGGAAUUGACAUAAGUAACAUUGUCUAUCAGCGUUUCACAAUAAUCGAAAGAAACUUUUAAUUUUCGCAAUAGUAAUCUUGUCUUCGUUUACAACAUGUCUGACCCAAAAAUAACAUUAUUGAUAAGUUCAGAAGGAAUUCGAAGACCAGAACUGAUAGACGAGAUCCCGUUGCCUUCACUGUUCCAAAAGAACCUGGUCGGUCAACAUCUGGUGGCCUUAGCAUGCAACGCCAUCGUCUACAACGUGCUAUGCCUACUGUUCGAGUACCGCGACAGUAUAAUCAAAUUCAGAAGGUCAGUAAAAGUUAAUCAAAUUAUACUUUUAUGGUUUACUGCCAUAAUCAAAACUAUGUUAUCGUAAAUUCUAUAUAUGUCCAUCUGCCAAUCAACCUAUCGUAAUAUUCGAUUGUUAACUUCAGAAACUGGGAACGGCUGAAAACAAAGCAACUGAUAAGAAAAGAGAACCUCACCAGUUCUAAGGACGUGAGGCAAGAACAGGAGCUGGUGGAGAACUUGGACGAUUACGAAAACUAUGGUCUUGUUGUCAAGAAUCUGGCCAAAGUAAGCUUAACACACCAACUUAAUGGUUAAUGACAACUCAAUAAUUUUCAAAACUGUAUUAUACGUCAUGUUAUGUUAUCAUGAUAUUAGGUAACAUAUAGAUCGUAACUUAAGUUUGAUAACCAACUAAAGUGAUAAUUACAGAGCUAUGAUGGCAAGAAUCUGGUAGUAAAAGGAGUUUCAUUUGCGGCCGAAAAAGGGGAAUGCUUCGGCCUUCUGGGAGUGAAUGGAGCCGGCAAGACAACCACCUUCUCCAUGUUGACCGGCUUUCUGAACGUGGGUUACGGUGAAAUAAUUGUGGACGGAGAAAGGUAAGUUCACGAGGUGAUGAACUUUUGCUUUCUUGACUUUUACAACAACAUGAUUCCUAUGACUCUUUAAAACUUAUUUACUACGACAUGAUAUGACUAUUACUAUGUCUUAUUUACCGUCUACCUACACAAGUUCCUUUUUACAGCCGAUCUAGCUCUGUCUCAUUCCGAAACGUCGGGUACUGUCCCCAAUUCGACGCCCUGUUCCCCAAACUCACGGCCAUCGAACAUCUCGAGUUCUACGCUAAAAUACGAGGAAUCAAGUCGGCUGACAUCUCGGCUUCAGUGUCAUGGGCGAUCGAUCACAUGCAACUCAAGCCUUAUGCCCUCGAGAUCGCAAAGUCCUAUUCUGGAGGCAACAAACGCAAACUCUCGGCUGCCAUUGCCAUUAUCACUGAUCCCAAUGUUGUGCUAUUGGACGAGCCGAGUGCUGGGAUGGACCCCCGCUCUCAGAAGUUCAUGUGGGAUCUGAUCACAGACCUGAAGCAGAACAACCGUACUGUGAUCAUGACGUCGCACUCGAUGGAAGAGUGUGAAGCUCUGUGUAAUCGGACUGCCAUCAUGGUACAGGGCAAGUUUUACUGCAUCGGAACGAUUCAGAGCCUGAAGGAAAGGUGAGUUUAAUAUUCUUUAAAAGACACGCGGGAAAUAAUACUCCUCGCUGUAACAAUAACCGAAGCCGAGAGUCCUAAAGGUCCUGCAUUACACUAAAACAUUACACAGCCCUAAGGCAUUCUGUGAGUGCUUGCAGAAAACACCCAUCUGAUGUAAUGUCCACUAGAGAGAAAUGUGGUAAACGUCUUCGAUUUAUUGUUUAAAACGUUUCUGUCUUGCAGGUUUGGCGGAGGAUACACACUCAACGUGAAGCUGGAGUCAGAUACUGAUAUGAAGACAUGUCAAAAAUUGGUACAAGAAAUGUUGCCAGACGCAAAAGUAAGCGGUAAUUAAAAGAUUCGAAUACAAAUUACAAUACAUAUUAAAAACGAAAAAAUAGAUACUUAUUUGAUAGUCAACUAUCUUAUUACAAUAUUAGGGUGAACAAAAAUUAAUGGGACAUACGUAUGCAAAUAAGGCCUAAGUUAUAAUUAUAUAACAACAUUUUAACAUAUAAAAGCUUGUAGAACCAUCGCUUUUAUAAUUCUACGCGUUUUACGAAGAAAAAAGACAAAAUUUAAAAAAAUACAAAAAAAUUAAAAGAAAAAAAUAUUUUGGCCUAUUCUUUUUAAUUCAACCUAAUAUUAAUAUAUUUUAAUAUAAGUAGUGAUACAAAAGUAAUUGAAAUUAACCUCAAAUUUCAGUGUAUGACCUCAAACCUAUGCACACUGAUGUUUUCUGUGCCACUAUCUAACACUUCUCUAGUAAAAAUGUUCGAUGCCUUAAAGACGGUAAGUGAAAAACUCAAAUAAGUGUUGUGAACAACAAAGUAAGGAGUAAAAGGCAAUGUCUUUCGAAAAUCUAGGUACAAAGUAACGUAAUAUGGGUUUCGUAUUUUGAAAAACAUUAAACUCACUAUUGUGAUUGUGUAAUUUGUUAACAGCAACUUGGGAUAGGUUUUGAACAAUUUAAAGUCAAAUUCAAAACAAUCGUUAUUAUGUUUUUACACUGGUUUCUGCCCUUAGUAUGAACUACAAGAACAAAGUAGGCUCUUGUUAAGUCGUAUGAGGUGAGUUAGUAACACAAACUCUUCAGAUAGAAACAAAAAUGAAGCUGCUCGACUUCUCCGUCUUUCAAACAACUUUGGACGAUGUAUUUGUGAAUCUGGCACGAAGUGCUGAGUCUGGAACAACCUCCAGCGACUUGGAAUCGGAGGAUUCAGCAGAAGAAAAGCACGACAAGAUUAACAACACUAAAACAACAGAUGGUGCUAAAAAGAACAACUCCAAAGACGAUGGCAAUCCACAUAGGAACGGUACACUUGAUAAAAAGGAUAAGAGCAUGGAUAAUGUACAACAAAAGAACUCGGAAUCCAGUGCCAACAAGGACAACAGCAGUACCUCUCAGGACAAUCACAACCACGCAAACCCGAUAUCAAAUCCCACCGAUUCCCGACUGUGA